CUUAACCGCGGCAGUUUGUUUGCGUACGCGGCCAACUGUAGUCGACGUCUUCCGGCGAGGAUAUGCCGUUGCUGGUGGUCACAUACCAUUGCAAGUAUUGUUUACAUGAUUGUUUCUAUCGUCAUCGUAGGUAUUACGAAGUCCGGUGAAUCUGCAAGUUUGCGCGUUUGUCACUUAAUAUUGUGAUUUCAUAGGCCGCCAAUACGUAUACGUCGAAUUCGGACGUUUUCGCAGUCGCGUUCGUCCGAGCAUACGCGUAAUAUAUUAUUAUUAUAGUUCGCGAGCGGUUUUUUGUUUUCCUCUCGACCGUCUGAGAAUUUUCAUUCGGCUGCCGAACAAACAAGCAAACACACGUCCGUGGUCUCCAGGACGUUCCCCACUUGCUAGCGGUGUUGUUUUCGAGACCCGUUGGAUCGUAUUAUUAUUUUUUUAGUUUUUUUUUUUAGUUUUCAUUAGCGUUUUACGACUUUUUAUCGAAUUAAAUUUUAACCAACCUACCCCGAGUACCGAGCCGGUGUUCACACAUAUACGCAAACUAUGUUGAUAUACCCGACGGCGGGCAGCGGGGCGAUYAGUAGCCGUAUGAACGCGUCAGGCCAAAAGGGCGGCCGGGCCGCGGCCAAGGGUGUUGUGCAACGAAAAGCAGAGGCCAACAAGACCAAGAGCAGUAGUAAGCAGACGGUGCUGUGGAAGCACGCGGAUGUCGAACAAGGAGUGGUCGUAGUUGACGAGAAACAGUUAAUGCGGCUGAUUAAGACGGAACCAAUCGAGAACUAUUACCGGCUGGACAGUGAACCUUUCGCCAAGGGUCAAUUCGCUUCAGUCAGGCGAUGCACUUCGAUCGAAACGGGAGAAGUGUUUGCGGCCAAAUUUUCAAACCGCACUAGAUUCGGCGAAGACUGCAGUCCCGACAUCCAUCAUGAAAUAGCUUUGCUGUCGUUGUGUUCGCCGUCGCCACGGAUAACCAAACUGCACGAUGUAUUUCAAACGCCCAAACAACUGAUCAUCGUCAUGGAAUACGCUCCGGGAGGUGAUCUGCAGAAAGUCAUCGAUGACGACAACGUGCCAUUUGAAGCCGACGUUGUCAAGUUCAUACACCACGUGGUCGAAGGAUUGGCGUACAUGCACCAGCGAAAAAUCGCACACUUAGACAUUAAACCGCAAAAUUUGGUAUUAAUGGGUGCGUUUCCAACUUGCGACGUCAAGCUUUGUGAUUUUGAAAUAUCCCGAGUGAUCCUGGAGGGUACAGAAAUCCGAGAAAUCCUUGGCACACCCGACUACGUCGCUCCAGAGAUACUUCAUUACGAACCAAUCACGUUGGCUGCAGACAUGUGGUCGCUGGGUGUGACUACUUACGCACUGUUGACGGGAUUCAGUCCGUUCGGCGGCGACACGGACCAGGAGACGUUCUGUAACAUAUCAAAUGCGGACAUCGACUUCCCGGAUGAGCUUUUCGAGGACGUUUCAGAGGAGGCGGUCGACUUCAUUCGCAAGCUGUUGGUCAAAGAUCCCAGGGAGAGGCUAACAGCCAAAGAGUGUUUAAAACACCCAUGGCUGGCAAACCUCCGCAAGUCUUCGUCCGGCAGUAGCCAUUCGGUGCAUAACCACCAGCAUCACCAACAAAACUACCACCAACAACAGCAGCCCCAUCAACACCACCAACAGCCAUCGGUCGCAAGACGCACUGGUUGCAAUACGUGUGCAGGUAUCACCCCAUCGAUCGGUGGUAGACGUAGCGGUGGUGGUCUGCAACCCUCUUACCUGUCCAAGUCACGGGAGGCGCUUUUCGAGCGGAUCGUGUCGAAGCACAUGAGGGAGAGUGACAUGAAGAAGUCAUCCAUGUUGCACGAGUCACAGUACGCAUCCAGUCGGAUGUGCGAGAGCCACACGUCACUGGUGUCUCGGUCACGGAAUGGCACACGAACGUUUAGCAAGUCCAAGGAGAAGUUGUACGGUCUCAAGAGCCUGUCCCGGUCUCAGGACGUGCUAGACAUGUGCAAGAGCAUCAAAGACCUGAGCGAAGUGGACAAAAUAGCCACAGUCGGCAGCCUGCUGAUGAGUCUUACAGGUGUAUCUACGCUUCCUAACUCGUUGUGCUCGUCCACCGCCAAUAUAUCCGUGUCUCAGAGCCAUAUAUCCGAAGGUUUGGUGUCCGAGGAUGACAAGGAAAAUUUCACAACGAGAAACGGCGAUCGCGACACCGACACGGCUGCCACAGCCACCACCACAAUAUUUAACACAACCAACACAAACGCCAUCACUCCUGUCGACACCAAUACUGCGGAAUCCAUCAAAUACACCAUCCCUACGACUGCAACCACCACGACCGUGGUAACCUCAACGCCAGAGUAUGCACCACGGUCCGGGUCUCCUGCCGGCAGUAGUACGAGCGGCGCCAGCAGUGUAGAACACUUUUACCAUUCCGACGAAGAGCCCAGGUUUUCGGUAGCCCAGCUUGUGAAGGCGUUCGACACGCACCAGGAAGUAGUGACCAAACGUUCGCUGGAGGUAACCAUGAACCCAGUCGCCAAACUCGGGAUCGCCCACACGACGACUGACCAGCUUACCGCGACUGAGUUUCCGACAGGACCGAACGCUCUGCGACUGUUCAUACCCAACAUUGACAUAUGUGGUGGUGAAUCUGCGGCUGCCAAGAGAACUCGUGCCAUGGGUUGUGGAGGAGGUGGAGGUGUCGGUGGAGUAGACACCCGAGAUGGUUACGAGAGUGCUCGGAGCCCGAAUUCGGACAAUCUUCGCAAACGGUCAAACGUGAACGAAAACUGACCUGAAAACUAUACCACUGUGGUCAUCUCCGUAUUUAUUUCAAUUGUAUACAAUUAUGUCAUAUUAUAAUAUUUUAUAUUUGCUAGACUAUUUUUUUUUCUUUUAUAGA
Messenger RNA from Diuraphis noxia (Russian wheat aphid), 2893 nucleotides. RefSeq lists its product as uncharacterized. NCBI's taxonomy places the organism in Eukaryota, Metazoa, Arthropoda, Insecta, Hemiptera, Aphididae. Gene Ontology annotation, molecular function: ATP binding; protein serine/threonine kinase activity. Gene Ontology annotation, biological process: positive regulation of apoptotic process; intracellular signal transduction; protein phosphorylation. Gene Ontology annotation, cellular component: nucleus. The record is from RefSeq and is a predicted model, not a curated record.